AUGAAGAAUAUUGCUGGCGGCCUGCGCCCAGGCGGGACGUUUGCCGCCGUGCUCUACUGGCCAUUCCCGUCCAUCACCAACAAUGACGCUGCCAGCCACGCUUUCCAGAGGUUGAUCGCCAACCACGUGCAGGGCUUUAUGAAGAUGGAAUGGAUGAGCCAGGCUUGGCAGCGCGGGAGCAAGCAGCUGAACAUGGACUGCGUGCCCUUGCGAGACGAGACUUGGCAGGACGUGCGCCGAUACUACCCUAGGGUACCUCAACUGCGGCAAGGGCUGGGCUUGGGAACAACACCCCGAAGAAGAGGCAGUCACUGGCAUGCCACCCCGGUGGCCCAACUCGGGAAUUUCCAGCGCACUGAGGACCCCGACUGUGGCGACUGGCAGCUGAGCACAACGGUGCAGUGGCUGAAGGAAAAUCUUGAGUCGCUCCGCUUUGGUUUCACCGUAGAGACAUGGGAGAGUAAGAAGUGGAAGGGGAUUCUAGAUGCUGUGGGUGACGCGAUGAUAAAGUUAAGAGUGGCAAGUGCAUAUGGUUCUAGCCCGAAAGAGAUGAGUCUGUCAAGCUCCAGGCGACUCGCAACCGACUUCCUCGUACAGGUAAUUGAAUGGAAGUUCUUCGCAUUCGUUUUGGGAAAAAGAAGCACAGCUGAGGUCCAAUAUCAGGGAGCGGUGAAUAGUACCAGGAUCGAGUGGGUCAAUUGA
Diaporthe batatas is the source of this 702-nucleotide messenger RNA. RefSeq lists its product as uncharacterized. The transcript has a single exon. NCBI's taxonomy places the organism in Eukaryota, Fungi, Ascomycota, Sordariomycetes, Diaporthales, Diaporthaceae. The record is from RefSeq and is a predicted model, not a curated record. The coding region runs from base 1 to 702 and encodes 233 amino acids.